This is a messenger RNA of Chinchilla lanigera (long-tailed chinchilla), 3053 nucleotides long. RefSeq names its product chromosome unknown open reading frame, human C2orf69 (gene CUNH2orf69). Gene Ontology annotation, cellular component: mitochondrion. NCBI's taxonomy places the organism in Eukaryota, Metazoa, Chordata, Mammalia, Rodentia, Chinchillidae. The record is from RefSeq and is a predicted model, not a curated record.
CAGAAUUACCAUGAGAUUAUGACUCAUCAUCCCGAGAAUUAUCAGUGGGAAAACUGGAGUCUAGAAAACGUUGCCACCAUUCUAGCCCAGCGGUUUCCCGAUAGUUAUAUCUGGGUGAUAAAGUGCUCUCGAAUGCACUUGCACAAGUUCAGCUGCUACGACAACUUUGUAAAAAGUAACAUGUUUGGUGCCCCAGAACACAAUACUGACUUUGGAGCUUUUAAACACCUUUACACCUUAUUAGUUAAUGCUUUUAACUUAAGUCAGAAUGGUGUGCUAUCAAAGAAUGGGAAUGUUUGGAAUAAGGAUUCCAAAGCAUCUGACUGUAAGUCCAGUUCUCCUUCUGCUAGUAAUGGUUGCCAGGGAGAAAAAGAAAGGACCUGUGAAAAACUUGAUGAGUCUGCCGUGAGUUUUUAUCCACCAUCACUAAAUGGGGCAUCUUUUACUUUGAUUGGAUUCAGUAAAGGAUGUGUUGUUUUGAAUCAGUUGCUUUUUGAAUUGAAGGAAGCCAAAAAAGACAAGAACAUAGAUGCUUUCAUCAAGAGCAUAAGAAGAAUGUAUUGGCUGGAUGGCGGUCAUUCCGGAGGAAGCAAUACGUGGGUUACCUAUCCAGAAGUCUUGAAAGAGUUUGCACAAACAGGGAUUAUUGUCCACACUCACGUAACACCUUACCAAGUACGUGACCCAAUGAGAUCUUGGAUUGGAAAGGAGCACAAGAAAUUUGUCCAGAUACUUGGAGAUUUUGGUGCGCAGGUGACAAGCCAGAUUCAUUUUGCAAAGGAAGCUCCUUCCAUAGAGAAUCACUUCAGGGUUCAUGAAGUAUUUUGAGACUACAAGAAUAUUGAUAUACCUGUUCAGAGAAGGAGCAGAGAACUCUGAGUGUUACAAGUUCAGCUAAUGGGGUGUAUGAUGAAUUCCUAGAUGCAUUGUCAGACUGGGGACUGGGGAAAGCACACAUUCCUAAACUAUGAGUGUAAUGUGCAAUAGUAUCCUUGCUUGUGAAUGUGAGCAGUUUGCAAUUUGGAUUGGGCUAGAAUUAACAGUUAAUUUGAAAUCUAAAAUGGUUUGUGAUAAUUCUGUGAAAUACAAGACUGUUAAAGUUAACAAUAUAGUCCUUUUUAAAGGUAACUAAAACUGUUGGAAAUAGUUGAAAUUUUCUGAGUUAUGUUUAACUGGGGUAAAUUAUAAGAAUAAUUAGCUAUUUUGGCACCCCAAAAGAAUGGAAACACUUCAUUUGUCAAAGUAUAGGUACCCAGAUGUUUUCCAACAUUUUUAAAUAACUGUCCUGCCUUUUGUGUUUGGUAAACUCAAGGAUUUUGUGUGUGUCUGUGUGCACUUGUGUAUAUGCAUGUGUGCAUGCACGCGUGUAUGGGUGUGUACACGUGUGUGUAUUUAGUACUGGAGAUUGAGCCCGGGGCCUUACUCAUGCCAGGCAAACAGCACUCUGCCACCAAGCUGUACCCCAGCCCUGUUUCAUUCUUACAGUGCUACCAAGUUGUUUGUUGUUUUUGAGAGCCAAAAUAUGUUUUAUUUCCAAAUGCCCAAGAACAUGUAGUAUAAAAUUGGUUUUUAAAACAUUUUACAUUUAAGUAUCAUGGCUUAAGUUUUGAGUUUAUUCAGUUCCUGAAAAUUGGUUAAGUAAAAAUAUAUAUAUUGAAUAAAAAUAUAGGACAGAGCAGAUUUCAGGUUUUCAUUGGAUCAGUCUUUUGAAAGAGAGCAACUCAGGUAAAAUAAAUAUAUAAUGCUUUGUUAGUGCUCUAUUGCAAAGAAGACAGAUUCCAUGGAUCUAAAUCAGUUUUUCCAGAAGCAUGAUUUUGUCUGCCAAAAGAAAAGAGCUCUGUUUGGCCAAAAUGCAAAAUUACAGUGCUAUAAGAAAAGUUAAAAGGGAAAGUUUGAAGACACAAAUGAUUUAAUUUUGGCUCAGAAAUCGAAUAUGCUUAACACUGCUACAUGAUUCGGUGAAGUUUCCUUCUGCCUGGUUUUCUUGACCUAGAUAAAUACAUCUUAAAAACCCAGUUUCAGCCAAUCCUGAAAUAUAGCUGUGUGAUCAAAGGGGUCUCUUUUUUUAUACUUUAUUAAUAAUUAGCUUUCACAGGUCAUAAAAUAAGCAGGGAAAUAACAUGCUGCUUUAGGACUGAAAAAAUAAGACACUAAAGACGCAUUAGUCUGAGUGACCCAGAGGAGCUAAACUUCGUUAAACAUAAAAUAAAAAUGUUAAUUUCUUGGUUCUUUUAACUUAAUGACUAUAAAUGCAUUCCAAGUGUAGUGUUCAGAAACAUGAGAUUCUUAACCAGAUGCUUAAAAGUUAGCACUUAAUUCUGUAAACUACAGAAAAGUACCCAAGUUCGUCUAAGACAAAGUAGUUUCAUAUUGCUCCAUUUUCUUUAAAUACCUGCUCGCUCUUUUGAGACCAAAGACUCCCCCACGUAUAAAUAAUCUAUGUGAUUCGAACAUGUUACGAAGAACUUCGCUUUAAGCGUGGUGAUUGGGUGGUUUGCUGCGGUUUGUUUCAUCCUUGGGUAAACUGACCUGUGGGAGCCGAGGAUGUGGCUUCACGGCAGAGCGCCUGCCUAGACUCCGUGACACUGCCCCCGAAAAGAAACUGAAGUGUAUCUAGGGAAAGGGGUUUAUCUUCACAGGGUAAACUGAAAUGAACAGUUAGGACUUUUAACAGAAGAGUCGUUUUUUAAAAUCUGAGAUACUUAAAAACCUGAGUUCUUCAGCCAUCCAGUCCUGUAAAUGCUUUACUGUAACUGUCAUAUCUUGAAUGGAUAUUAGUAGUCCUAGACCUGCCAUCACAUCAAAGUGAGACUGCUUAGAAGGAAGAAUAUCUCCAUAAGGAAAAUACAUGCAAGUUGAUACAUACUCAAGUGGUUUCUGUUUACAGGGAUAGGUCCUUUUUGUUUCUGUUCUAAACCGUGAUUGUGAAUGUCAGUGUAUCCUCUUGGACUGUGCCUUUGUGAUGAGUCAGUUGAAAAAAGUCCUAAGAAUAAUGUGAAAGUUGUUACCGCCACAGCAUGAAUGUAUAAUUGUAUUAAAGUUAAUCUAGAGAA